Molecule: messenger RNA, 951 nt
Organism: Sclerotinia borealis F-4128
Lineage: Eukaryota; Fungi; Ascomycota; Leotiomycetes; Helotiales; Sclerotiniaceae
Source: the annotation of a GenBank genome assembly
AUGUCACAUCUUUACAAUCCUCUGGCAACAGCCCAGCAAUUAUACCAACAUACCUCAAACAAUAGACUUCCGGCCGAACUUCAAGAUAGCAUUCGAUUCUAUACCGCACGGGUUACACAAGCUGCGGGCAUUCUCCUUCGACUUCCCCAGGAUAUCACAGCUCAAGCAAAUGUUCUUCUUUACAGAUUUUGGCUUGUGGAUGAUUUGAUGCAAUAUGAAUACAGCGACGUCUCGGCAGCUACUCUCUACCUAACCGCCAAAAUUUCCGCUUCUCCUCGUUCCUUUCGCAGUAUAACAAAUGUAUAUGCUUACCUCCUCUCCCAUUCCGCAUCUCUCACGACUUCUCAUACGCCCGAAAAUAAUCCCUCAUCCUACUAUUUAUCCGAAUCUGCCUACAUUUCCUACCGCACACGACUUCUUAACAUUGAAGGCCAAGUCCUAAAUGCUCUUGGAUUCAAUACACAUGUCGCUCUUCCACAUCCUCUCGCGAUUACAUAUCUUCAAACUCUCGACAUAUUUUCGCCAGUACAUAAGAAGGGUAGUGGGAAAGAAAUGGCGAAGAAAACGAUACGAUAUUUGAAUACAGCGUUGCUGAGUCCGCAAAUGCUAUAUCUAACACAUCAACCAUGUGCAUUAGCAGUAGCGGCAAUAUAUCUAGCGGCGAAAGAGGAGGGUGUCAAAAUGCCGGAAGAGGAAUGGUGGGAGGUAUUUGAUGUUGAGAGAGAAGAAUUGGGGUUUUUGGUUGUAGGAAUGAGGAGUUUAGAGGGGGUGACACGGAAGGGGAAAGAAAUAUUUGGGGAGAAGGUGAUGAUUAGUAGAGAUGAUAUCACGGAGGAAUUCGGGAGAAUGGGCUUGGGGGCAAAUAACGAAAAUAGUAAUGGACAUGGAAAAAGGAUAGAUGAAGAGGAUGAAACGAUGAGAAUGAUGGAUGAGAGGAUUGAGGAUGCCUGA